Molecule: messenger RNA, 653 nt
Organism: Telopea speciosissima
Lineage: Eukaryota; Viridiplantae; Streptophyta; Magnoliopsida; Proteales; Proteaceae
Exons: 2
Coding region: 18-653 (211 amino acids)
Source: RefSeq, a predicted model, not a curated record
CUAGAGUAGCUUUCCAAAUGCAACGUGAGCUACUUUGGUAUAAGGAAGUGGAAAGUAUUACAUACUCCAUCAAUAGAGUGGAUCCAAACAAAGAAGGGAAAACACCAAGAAUAUUAUUUGCAGAGGAGCAUAAAGACCUAGUUAAAGAAGGAGCAGCAUGGAUGAAGGAAACAUCAACACAAUGCAUGGUGGUAGCAACACUUAUCACUACAAUUAUGUUUGCAACAGUGUUUACCGUACCAGGUGGUCAUACAGGAGGAGGAGGAGGAGAACCCAAUUACAUACAAGGCAAAUUUCCAAUAGUUUUUGUCAUAUCAAACAUAACGGCACUUUGCUCUUCGGUCGCUUCAAUGUUGCUGUUUCUAGCCAUUAUUACUUCACGAUAUGCGGAAGAAGACUUCUUCUCGACUUUGCCUCGUAUGUUGACGCUGGGCCUUUUAUUUCUCUUCGUCUCUAUAGUGGGAUUGAUGAUAGCAUUUGUCGCAGCUAUCUUAUUUAUGCUUCACUAUGAUCUUCGUCUACGUAUCUUCUUUAUAAUUGUCUUACUAGCAAGUAUCCCAGUCACCAUAUAUGCUUUGGUGGAAUUUCUCUUGUUCAUACAAUUGAUGUUUACCACAUCCUCAUCACAUGUCUUUGGAAAGAGAGUUAAAUAA